Molecule: messenger RNA, 1958 nt
Organism: Malaya genurostris
Lineage: Eukaryota; Metazoa; Arthropoda; Insecta; Diptera; Culicidae
Gene: Trhn
Product: tryptophan 5-hydroxylase 1
Exons: 9
Coding region: 240-1805 (521 amino acids)
Biological process (GO): serotonin biosynthetic process; aromatic amino acid metabolic process
Cellular component (GO): neuron projection
Molecular function (GO): iron ion binding; tryptophan 5-monooxygenase activity
Source: RefSeq, a predicted model, not a curated record
UCGAGAUUCAACAGUUGUUUUUCAUCUGCCGUGCGUGUCGGGACGCCACUGGAAGCUCGGUGCUUAGUUCCAUAGUUCCAGUUCGGGUUGGUGGCUUGAUAAUUUCCAGUGACUGCUGUUGAGCAAAUGGGAAGUUUCAAGUGGAUUAUAAUUUUUUGUGCAUUUUGAAGUGGACUUGUAGUGGACAUUUUCUUCUUUGGUUUGCUGUACCAUAUCAGUAAAAUAUUGAUAAGAGCACGAUGAGUGGAUCUGGUAAAGGAUUACUUGGAUUAUGGCUGUACCACAGUGGCGAACAGGAGUGGACCGUUAAGGAAGGCAGCCCGUUGCACAAGCGGAAGGAAUUUGCUCAAGGCAAGUCGGUAGACUGCAGCAAUGGAAACGAUCACAGGGCCGACAAAACAUCCAUCAUUUUCACACUCAAAAAUCAAGUCGGUGGAUUGGCCCGGGCUCUACAGGUUUUCCAGGAGCUGGGAAUCAACGUGCUGCACGUGGAACUGAACAGAACGGGCGAUCUUUGCGAGCAGGCCGAUGUUCUGGUCGACAUUGAGUGCGAUGCAAACAAACUGGACCAGGUGUUGCGCUUGCUGAAACGUGAGGUACAAUCGGUAAACUAUGCUGCGCCGGUGGCAAACGAUGGACCUCCACCGACUCCACUGUCCGCUUGUGGGAGUUUUGAUUUCGGAGAGAUGCACUGGUUCCCGAGGAAAAUAUCCGAUCUCGAUCGGGCACAGAAUGUGCUGAUGUACGGAAGCGCAUUGGACGCAGACCAUCCCGGAUUCAAGGAUCCAGUUUACCGCAAGCGAAGGGAGCAAUUUGCUGCCAUAGCCAACUCGUACAAAUAUGGCAACCCAAUCCCGAGGGUUCAGUAUACGGCGGAAGAGAUCAGAACAUGGGGAACCGUCUUUCGUGAGUUACACAAACUUUAUCUCAAGCAUGCAGUUCCCGAGUACAUGGAAAAUUGGCCGGAGCUGGUGAAAUACUGCGGCUACCGGGAGGACAAUCUUCCCCAGCUGCAAGACAUCAAUGUGUUUCUCAAGCGGAAGACUGGCUUCCAAAUACGACCGGUGGCUGGCUAUCUUUCUCCAAGAGAUUUUCUCUCCGGACUGGCAUUCCGAGUUUUUCACUGCACCCAGUAUAUUCGACAUGCCUCCGAUCCAUUCUACACACCGGAACCCGAUUGCUGUCAUGAGCUGCUAGGUCACAUGCCGCUGCUGGCCAACCCUAGUUUUGCUCAGUUCUCACAGGAGCUUGGUCUGGCUUCGUUGGGUGCUACCGAGGAUGAUAUCAAUAAAUUAGCCACGUUGUACUUUUUCACGGUUGAGUUCGGACUGUGCCGGCAGAAGGACGGUAGCUUCAAGGUGUUCGGAGCGGGACUGCUCUCGUCGGUAGCCGAACUCAAUCAUGCCAUCACCACCACGGACAAGAUCAAACGGUUCGAUCCGGAAGUGACCUGCAGAGAAGAGUGUAUUAUUACUGCCUACCAGAAUGCAUAUUACUACACGGACUCGUUCGAAGAAGCCAAGGAAAAGAUGAGGGCAUUCGCCGAAACCAUUCAGCGACCCUUCGGCGUCCGCUACAAUCCGUACACCCAGACGGUGGAGGUCCUCAGCAAUGCUAAAAAGAUCACUGCUCUGGUCAGUGAGCUUCGUGGAGAUUUGAGCAUUGUGUCGGCGGCUUUGAAGAAGGUCUCCGCCCUCGAUGAGAAUCUGGACGUGGAGUCGAUCGAGAAGCUGCUUUCGGCGAAAUUGAAUGUCACCGAUAAAAGUCCUAACUCGGAAAGCUCCGACUCGACCGAUAAGGCAUAGUAAGGUUAGAAUUGUCGAUACUUUUACAAACGGACCAAUAUGAGCAAGAUGACUUAAAGUAAAUCAGCGUGUGUACUAUCAAUCAGAUUCCAUUAUUGAACCAGUUUCAAAUUAUUGUGAAUGUUUAAAGAAUAAAUAUCUUGAUGUUGCAAA